AUGACUAUCAGAACACCCCUCCCCGCCCGCCAACGACCACAACGCCGGCACCUCCGCACCCUCCUCGCCCAGCACCCAGGCUCCUUCAUCGCCCUCGCCAUCUGGAUCCUCCUCCUCUUCAUCACCAUCAUCCUCCUCGACACCCCCAGUCUCAACCCCACCAAGACCUACGACUGCCCCACCAUCAUCGAAGGCCACUCGCCCACGCGCUACACCUGCAAGGCGUGGACGUGGUUUGUGAUUUUCUUGGUGGCGACGAGUAUGGGCGGGCUUGUGAAUUUCGUUAUUCAGCAUGGUAUCGUCGAUGCUGAGACGAGUUCGUUCCGGACGAAGCAGUUCUGUGUUGCGUUGAGGCCGGUGCUGGUUGUUGCUGUGGCUUGGGUUUUCUUUGGGGGGAUUGCGUGGGAUCAUGGGUGUUUGAGGGGGUGUGUUUAG
Molecule: messenger RNA, 435 nt
Organism: Zasmidium cellare ATCC 36951
Lineage: Eukaryota; Fungi; Ascomycota; Dothideomycetes; Mycosphaerellales; Mycosphaerellaceae
Exons: 1
Coding region: 1-435 (144 amino acids)
Source: RefSeq, a predicted model, not a curated record